CGUGUGUGAGGACUGCACGCAGACAGUCAGCAAGCUAACCUAAGCAGCAAACAUCGUAAUUGCAACAUUUAAGUGUUACUUCAAAGACAAAAUGGGUUUGUAAACACACACUUUUUGGUCCUUGGAGUCAUUUUUGAGCCUCCCCAACCCCCUUGUCCUCCCUGCGCCUCCUUGUCCCUCCCCUGCGUCUCCUGACGGCUGCCAUGUGGCAAGUUGCACAGCAGCAAAGCGUCAAGCAUUAUGGCAUCCUGGGAGAUUUUGUGUCCCUGGUGACGGAGGCCAUUCCUGAACUGCUCACAGACAAACAGAAGCGCGUGCUGCUUCUUGCGCUGAGGGUCAAGCUCAGCGAUUCACUGACUGACAAAGGUGAUUGUGCUCGAUUGACUCUUACUGACAAAGUGAGUCCAGUGGAGAGACGGCGCCUCUCACAGGAUGUGUUCAACCAGACUUUUGACAGGGCUCUCCAGGCCCUCCUCUCUGACUUCCUGUGCAGGAUUGAACAGCUUUUUCCAGUCCCUGACUUCAAACAGGCUGUGUCAUGGCUCAAUGCUGCAAGCGCUGGUUUUGACGACUGUCUCGGUGUGCCUGACAGAGAGGACCUGAAAGUACUACUUAGCAACCAGCGCUAUCAGCUGGGACAAGUCACUUCUACAGUUGAUUGUGACACAGAGAAGAUCCUUCUCUCUGCCUGGUCCCACCCCCUCAUCACAAAGCUGUCCAAUUAUGAGCCACCUCACCUCAAUACACAAGCCCAUUCAGAUGUCCACGUUGACAUUGGGAGUCCAGCCCAGCUGGUGGUGGUGAUGAUGGAAAAUGAAAAGGAGGAGAUUGUGUCUCGGCAGAUGUCUUCACCAGCUGAACCAAAGUCCAAUAGCGCUUCAUGUAAAGAUUCAUCCACAGCUGUCAACCUGAAGGCACAGAGAUUAAAGGACAUGCCUGGUAACUCCCAUGACCCAUCCAGACACACGUCAGAUCAGCCACACAGUGACAUCAUGGCCGACGCUCUUCACAACAUUUCACAUCAUUCUCAGCGAGUGGCUCACAAAUGUCCGCAGUGUGGGAAAUGUUUCAUCUACCGCUCUCAGGUUUUGCGUCACCUGCGAACCAGCAAGUCCUGUGGCCACACCUUAACCACAACUGCAGCUGCUCAUCAGGACAAUAUACCUGCUGCUGAUGAGGAGGCACGCCUUGAAACGUGCCACCCCGCUGGAAACCACCCUUGCUUUCAGUGCAAGGAUGUGUUCAUAACCAAGGCUGACUUGCUGCUCCACCAGCGCAGCCACAGAGCCCGACCCAUCUUUCGAUGUGGCCAAUGUGACAAGGAGUUCCUUCACCUGUCCAGUUUGACCAAUCACAAGCCGACACACCAGGAAAAUGGCGGGAUCACCUGCAGCCAGUGCGGCAAAGUGUUUGUGUCGGCUAAAGAGAGAGACGCACACAGCCUGCAGCACCGGCUGCCAGACCUCACCUGUAAUCUCUGCUCGCAGAUGUUUAGCUCACAGUCGCAAUUGCUGCGACAUCUGCAGACACACACUGUGGAGGGUGCUGAGCCGUGCUUUCCCUGUCGCUUCUGUGACCAGACAUUUUCAGGCGUGACUCUGCUCCGUAUCCACCAGCGCUCCCACAGGACCCGUACGUACCAGUGUGACCAGUGCGACAAGACGUACGGCUCGCUCACCGGCCUCCAGUCCCACCGGACAAGUCACAACACAGACAGUCGCUUCCUGUGCCCUCAAUGCGGCAAAUGCUUCAAGACACGCGAUGGGCUGGAGGGCCACCUGAGGACGCACAGUGGCGAGCGACCAUACCGCUGCCCCUACUGUCCCAAAGACUUCACUGCGCUGGCUGGCCUCAAUGUUCAUGUGCGGCGGCACACUGGAGAGCGCCCAUAUGUGUGCACAGUUUGUGGCAAGGGCUGGCCGUCCGGAGGCGACCUGCAAAAACACAUGCGUAUUCACACGGGUGAACGGCCCUUCUCCUGCCAGGAGUGUGGCAAGUCCUUCUCCAACUCUUGUCACCUGAGUGAACAUCGGCGCAUCCACACCGGUGAGAAGCCUUUUUCCUGUCCCGAAUGUGGAAAAUGUUUACGGAGGAAGUUCGACCUGAAGAAACACAUGUUGUGCCACAGCAACAAACGUCCAUUUGCCUGCGUUUCCUGUCCCAAGAGCUACACUCGCAAGACUCACCUUAACAGACACCUGUUGACGCACAGGCAAGAUGGCGGAGAACCGGAGGCAGCGGAUUAAGUUUGACACCUUUUUAUACUUUUGAACAAUUCCACAACUUUUAGUGGACCCCUCUUGAUUACUCUGUAUCUUUUUGGACAAAAACUGCAACUAAAGAUGACAUUUGAGUUAAGUCACUGUGAUAGACGUUUGCUAGUGUUAACAUUAGCAUUUCUGAAGGACGUUUAUACAGUCAGGUUUGAACUGAAAUGUUGUGUUGACAUUGUUGCCAUGGAGAUUGCAUUUGUCUACUGCUGUCAUUUGUGAAUCAAACAAACUUUAUUAAUGUACAUUUCCAUUACGGUCUACUCGUCAUCAUCAGAGUUUUCAAUGACUUUCCUCAUCCACCUGCUCAUCCUGAAAACGUGUGUGAAGAAGCCGUACUUCCCAUCGCGGUCGCAACCCUCACCCCAUGACACAAUGCCAAUCUGGUACCAGCGGUUCUCUUCUGGAUGCUGCAAAAACAAAAACAAAAUUCAAACACCUGCAAAUAAUUGAAAGAGUUGAUGAUCUUUUCACCUUCAUCACAAAGGGUCCACCACUGUCUCCCUCACAAGCAUCACCUCGCUCGGGGUCGUCGGGUUUAUAACCUAUUAGUAGGUUUCAGCGUAAGUUGAGGACAUCUUCUGAUUCCAAAGGAAAGGAAUUAGAGUGCAACAGAAAAACAAACUUUACCAGCGCAGAACAUGUUGUCAGUGAUCCUAAUGGAUGUGGAGCUUCUGCAAGUGCUCUGAUCUGCGAUGGGCAGGUGGAUCUGCUGAAGGACUACGGGUAAAGCUCUGGCAGACGGGCCCCAGACUUCCCUUAGGUUUCCCCAGCCAGUCACUCGACCUUUAAACCCUGCAUUCAUCAGUCUGUUGGCAAUAUGAAAAGUCAUAACUCACGUCAAAAACAGUUGAUAUCAAGCCGUUGAUGUGGUGUGGCAAUAUUAAAUGUCACUCAGAAGAAUGUGUGUAGACUCACAGCUUAGCCACCUUCUUGUUGGGGAGGCAGACUGGGUGGAUCUGGUCUGUGAAGACAAUUGGCCGCCUCAAGUGGAGCAGCGCGAUGUCUCGGUUCAGAUUCUCCCUCCAGUUGUACUUUGGGUGGACAAUGAUUUUGUCAAUUGCCACAAUCUUCUCAAUGUUGCGUUCAAACCUAAAGAGCAAAAAAAGUGAAUUGCUGGCGUGUCGCCCACAAAGGUGGUGGCAAGAGAAGGUCUUUUCUUACUUAGCCCUGUUGUGUUUCCCUAAGCGCACGAUGAUGUCAUUGGUGGUGAAGUUCUUGUUCCAGGGCGGGUAGAGGAUACAGUGAGCGGCUGUGAGGAUCCACUGAUCGCUGAUUAAACUGGCGCCGCACAGCAACUCUUGCGGGCUCCGUUUGUACAGCAUCACCUGCCUGGUGGACGCAGUCACGUUUGAACUCAAAUGUCAAAUGGGGCAAAGACGUAACUGUAAGAUCCUCAUUAUUAACAGCAGGUGGACAUAGGUAACUGGUAGUUCCUGUGUGCUUACCAUGGCGCAGAGGCCACCUCAGCAUCGUUGCCCCCAACAAUGCGCUGAGCUCUGUACGACUCCAGCAGCUCCUUCUCGUUGCUGUCCGCCUUUUUAAGCUUUUCAAACUGGGGCCGCUCUCCACACUCUGCCACACAACCAGCUCAGCAGCAUUGGUUUUGACAGCAUGCAACUACUGUAUCUUCAUGUUCAUCGGCGUCUUACCAGUCUCUCCUUGUCCAAAGGAGCGAGGGUUGAAGAAGGCCUUCCUGGCAGGUGCCAGUACGGAGCGCUCACGGCCAUCAGACUCAAUGGCUGAGUCUCCCCCAAGCAGCUGGUCCUCUGCAGGUGACACACAGGUGAGAGCCCCCAUUUGUGUCCUGUAAUGGUUACACUGGUGUCAUAUUUACCACACAUCUGUAGGUCGCAGUAAUCUACUGUCACGUUCCCAAACUGCCGCACAUAGCACCACGGGCCCUCUGGGUCGUUGUCCGGGUUACGACAUGUGUUUCCCUGCAGACUGACUUCUGGUAAGAACUCCUUGUCCUUGCUCAGCAUCUUGACUUCCGGCAUUGACCACGGCAAGCAGGUGUGGCCCCGCAGGGUGACUGCCAGGUCGCCAACGUAGUCAACUCCAUUGUCAGUUAAACACUCACUCACAUCCCUUUUUGGUGCAGGGGCCGCAGUGCUUGGAACAAAGUGUUCCCCUUUCAAGGAAAAAAACAAUUACGCACUGCCAUGACAGCUACUGACAUCACCAUAGACUGAAAUGGGUUUAUGUUCUGAUGUCAGACUUGCCACAUAUCGGAACUCUGCAAGUCUCUUUCUGGACGGCCGGGUCCUGAGUGAAACACCAGGGUCCUUCUGCUUGGCUGUCUGGGUUUCGACAGAAGUUCUCCUUGAGGUUGCUGCCCGGGUCUGAAGCGUUGAACUCUCUGAGGACAAUAAGUUUUUUUACAACAUGCAGCCAUCAACUCUCCCAAUGAGGGUGUGUUUGCUCUUACUUUAUUAUGGGAUGUGGAAAGCCCUGACUCCAACUCUGACAGAGUCUCCCUGAUUUAGUGAUGUGGAUGUCUCCCUCAUAGUUGAGUCCUUUGCCAGAAAUACACUGACCUGAACACAGACACAUACUCACAGAAUUGAUCACGUUCACUCCUUUUAAUGUUACAUUACAUCAGAUUUUACCUUCUAUACAAUCUCUGAUCAUGAUGAUGUUGCUCGUGGUCCGUUCCAGUGUUGUUCCUUUGCAGUCUGCAUGCGCACACAAACACACACACACACACACACACACACACACACACACACACACACACACACACACACACACACAGGCGGUUUGUGUACUUGUGAGGGUCAACUGCUCUGGACUUUGUUCAUGUUUGAUUAAACUUCUGGAAGAGACCAAGAACUUGAAUAUACAAAGCUACUAAAUGCAGAUUUAAAUGAAACCGACCAAACUUCAAAAUAGGCAGCAUGGUGCAGUUGUGCUAGCUGCUUCUUCCUCGUGUCUUAGCAAAAGGAGGUUAUUUACUCACCCUGAUAUUUCAGCCAAAAGUUUUGCUAAAAGGACACCAAGAUAUGUCGUUAGGCUUUGAGUAUCUCUCACAACCAGCAGAUGAAGAUCAUUGUGCUCGUACUGUUUUGUCCGGCUGUUCGAACACCUCUCUGGCCUCUUCGUGAUCACACAUUUCCUCCAUACACUCUCUCUCUAGGUUCCCUAAGAACAAUUACACAAACCCAUGUUGACUGGUGUUGCGUCUUCCAUGCUGGGGAGUCAGUGCUCACCUGGUUUCAUCUCUUCAAACAGCUGAUUGGCUCGUCUGCCACGAACCAAAACUUCUGAGGCCAGCGGGCUGUCAAGAAAAACUGCACAUACAACAAACUUUACUACACGCAAUCUGCUUCUCCUGGAAGAUGUUCCUACUAUUUUGACUACCUGCUCUGAAGUUAGUAUUAAUACAAAGCAUUUCAACUGUACCUGUUGUUCUACAUGCUUUUCACUUUGACUGUUUGUAUAUAAGAAAAGAAGCAAGGAUGAAAUACCGUGUUCUGUCAGACAGCCCUGCAAAAGGAACAGAAGAAGAAAAGAUGUUGGUCCGGCCAUGAUCUAGACCUCCAAGCAAAACUUCCAAACCAAGUCUAGUCGGCUUCUGUCAUUUCUCUGUAGACCCCGGAGUCAUCUGAUGGGUGGGAAUAUUGACCGCAAGGUCAAAGUAUGACUCAGCCACAUGUUUACCAUUACUCAACCAGCUCGAUACCACCUGGUUGCUUAAUGUGAUCUUUUUUUUUAACCUGUUAUGUUCAUCAAAAUGACUAAUCUGUAUGCUUUAUUGUAGAGAGUUACUAGUUAUAGUGAGUCUGAAAAACUUCUUGUGUUGUGUGUUAGAAUUAAGAAGGUUUAGUGAUGCACAAAGUGAGUACAGAGUACAAUAUUUAAGAACUAUUCCAGAAAACUGUUGAGAGACAAAGAUGUUGGUUCACUAUUUAUACAGUACAGUUUGGACACACCUUCUCAGUCAAUGUGUUUUCUUUA
Molecule: messenger RNA, 6230 nt
Organism: Entelurus aequoreus (snake pipefish)
Lineage: Eukaryota; Metazoa; Chordata; Actinopteri; Syngnathiformes; Syngnathidae
Product: zinc finger protein ZFMSA12A-like
Exons: 10
Coding region: 204-2246 (680 amino acids)
Biological process (GO): regulation of DNA-templated transcription
Molecular function (GO): DNA-binding transcription factor activity, RNA polymerase II-specific; RNA polymerase II cis-regulatory region sequence-specific DNA binding
Source: RefSeq, a predicted model, not a curated record